AUGCCGUCCGCCGCCGGACCCAGCAGCCCCGCCGCUGCUCUCGCCGAGGCGCUGGAAAACUCUGCCCGGCUGAUCGACAGACACCUGCAGGAUGACCGCUGCUUCCCGGACCUGUCAGAGCUGCUCAGCGUCCCCUCUCACAACAUGCCGUCCCUCUCUGGUGUGUCGGACAUGGACUACCCCCUCCAGGGCUCAGGUUUGCUGAGUGUGCCAAACCUCCCAGAGCUCAGCGCAGUCCGCCGAGUCCCUCUACCACCUGAGCUAGUGGAGCAGUUUAGCCAUAUGCAGUGUAACUGCAUGAUGGGAGUUUUUCCUGAGAUCUCUAGAGCGUGGCUUACCAUUGACAAUGACAUCUUUAUGUGGAACUAUGAAGAUGGAGGAGAUGUGGCCUACUUUGAUGGCCUUAUUGAAACCAUCUUGGCAGUUGGUCUAGUUAAACCAAAACAAGGGAUUUUACAGCCUCACAUUCACUACCUGUUAGUGUUGGCCACUUCUGUGGAUGUCGUGAUCCUGGGGCUCAGCUUUCCUAAGAGCCAGGCUGGCUUGAAUGACAGCAUGUCUGGUGGGAUGCAGCUGCUUCCAGACCCCCUGUUCUCCAUCCCCACAGACAACACCUACAUCCUCUCCAUCACCUCCACAGACCUGGGACGUAUCUUUAUGGCAGGGAAAGAUGGCUGCCUCUAUGAGGUGGCCUACCAGGCAGAAGCAGGCUGGCUGAGCCAACGCUGCAGAAAGAUCAACCACUCCAAAAGUUCUCUUUCCUUCCUCGUCCCCUCCGUGCUCCAGUUCUCCUUCUCUGAAGAUGACCCCAUUGUGCAGAUUGCGAUUGACAAUACCCGUAACACCCUCUUCACACGGUCUGAGAAGGGAGUCCUGCAGGUGUAUGACCUGGGAGCAGAUGGACAGGGGAUGAGUCGGGUGGCAACAAUGUCACAGAACUCCAUUGUGGCAGCAGCUGGAAAUAUUGCUAGGACAAUUGAUCGUUCUGUCUUCAAACCCAUUGUUCAGAUCUCUGUGAUUGACAGAUCUGAGUCCACAGACUGCCAUCUGCUGGCUGUCACUCAUGCAGGUGUACGUCUUUACUUCAGUACUGCACCGUUUGCCCCUGCACUCCAGAAACAUCUUCCGGUGAGACCGAGUCUCUUAGCUUUGGUCCACGUUCGCCUUCCACCGGGAUUCUCUGCAUCCUCCACCCUUCAGAAGCCUGCCAAGGUCCAUAAGGCACUACAUAUCAAAGGAGUCCUGCUCAUGGCUGCGUCUGAGACUGAGGACAGUGACCUUCUGUGGUGCAUCAAUCAUGACUCGUUCCCUUUCAAGAAGCCCCUGAUGGAGACUCAGAUGAUGUCUAACGUAGACGGACACACUUGGGCCGUUUGUGCCAUCAAUGAGGAGAAGCCAAGUAGAAUCACCACUCCUCUGAACAAAGACCAGAUCCCCAUCACAGACUCACCUGUGGUGGUUCAGCAGCAUAACAUCCCCCCACAGAAGUUCGUCCUGCUCUCUGCAAAGGGGAGUCACAUCUUCCAGAAGCUCCGACCUGUGGACCAACUGCGCCACCUACUGGUCAGCUGCGCCGGAGGAGAAAGUGAAGAGAUUGAACGAUUCUUCAAGCUGCACAGGGAGGAGCAGGCUUGUGCCACAUCGCUGAUCCUAGCCUGUUCACGUGCUGCUUCUGAUAGAGAGGUUUCCCAGUGGGCGACCAGAGCGUUCUUCAGAUAUGGUGGAGAAGCACAAAUGAGAUUCCCAUCAGCGAUGACGUCUCCAAGUACUGUUGGACCUGUGAUGAGUUCUCCAGCACCAGGUGUCGUGCCCCCGGCUUUGGCCACUCCUUUUGCACCAAUGCAUGCUGGGUCUGCCCCCAUCACUCCCAUGUCAGCCGGCCCAGAGGUGAUUUUCUCAGGGAAACACAACGGCAUCUGCAUUUACUUCGCCAGGAUUCUUGGAAAUGUAUGGGAUGGGAGCCUUGCUUUUGAGAAAACGAUAAGCAAAGGAAAUCAGACUGUCGGUAUUUUGGAAAGCAGCGUUGGUUCUUUUGAUCUGGAGUCUGUGCUGCUGGAGCUCCGUGGUUUGCAGGAGUUUCUCGAUAAAAAUUCUCAGUUCAGUCCGUCGUCCCUCGGUGCUGCGAGUUUUAGCUCCCCUGCCAACUUGCAGCAGAGGUUGCUGGGAUUUAUGCGUCCUGAUGGUGCCAGCUCACAGCAGGUUCAGCAGGAGCUCCAGAGAAAAUAUCACACUAAGGCUCAGGUCUAUGAGAAGGUGUCUCUGCAGGGCAUCCAGCAGUUAGUGCAUCGUUCCUAUCAGACACUGGCCCUCUGGAAGCUCCUCUGUGAUCAUCAGUUCAGCCUCAUUAUGUCUGAGUUACCAAAGGAGUUUCAAGAUCAAAUGAAGGGAGCAAGUUUUAAGGAUGUUGUUAUCCGGGGCAAAGAGCUGUCUGGAGCUCUCAUCACUGCCCUCAUUAAUGUCUACAUCAAAGAUAAUGCCUCUGUGGAUGCCAUCAGUAAUCAUCUGCGGGACAUCUGCCCCCUGCUGUACAGCAGUGAUGACAGCGUGUGCUCUAAGGCUAAUGAGCUGCUGCAGAGUUCAAAGCAGAUCCAGAAUAAGGCAGAUAAAGAAAGAACGCUAAGGGAGUCCAUGCGACUCUAUCAACAGAUCAGCCAACACACAGAUCUGCCGCUCGUCUGCUCCCAAUACAGGCAAGUGCGCUUCUACGAGGGAGUUCUUGAGUUGUGCCUCACAGCAGCUGACAAAAAGGACCCACAGAGACUUGGACCUCACUUCUAUAAAAACGGAGAGCCAGAGGAGGACAAAGUGGGACAGCAGGCUUUCCAGGAAAGACUUUCAUGUUACAAGUGCAUCACAGACACAAUGCAAGAGCUGGUGAUCCAAAGCAAAGCUGCCCCUCAGUCCCCCAGUGUCCCUAAGCAACCAGGGCCUCCUGUCAUGACCUCUGACCCCAACAUGCUCAGUAAUGAAGAGGCUACUGCACAUUUUGAGCAGAUGCUGGGACUGGCCCAGAGGUCUCAGGAUGAACUGUUUCACAUCGCUCUGUACAACUGGCUCAUCCAGGCGGACCUGACCGACAAGCUGCUGGAGGUGAACUCUCCGUACCUGGAGGAGCAUUUGAUGCAUAUGAUCAAGCAGGACCAGAGUAAGGUGCACAACAUGGACUUACUAUGGCGCUACUAUGAAAAGAACCGUAACUUUGGCAAAGCAGCGCACGUCCUGGCCCGCCUCGCAGACAUGCACAGCACUGAGAUCUCUCUGAAGCAGCGUUUGGAGUACGUUGCUCGGGCCAUACUGUCCGCAAAGAGUUCCUCCUGCAUCUCAGCUCAGGCAUCUGAUGGAGAGUUCCUACAUGAGCUGGAAGAAAAGAUGGAGCUGGUGCGUAUUCAAGUGCAGAUUCAGGAAACCCUCAUCAGGCAGUAUUCCCAUCAUCCCUCUGUAAAAACGGUCAUCUCUCAGUUGGACUUGGAGCUCAUGGAUAUUACAAAGCUUUAUGGGGAGUUUGCCGACCACUUCAAACUGUCUGAGUGUAAGCUGGCUAUCAUUCACUGCGCGGGACACUCGGACCCCAUCCUGGUCCACUCACUGUGGCAGGAAAUCAUGGAGAAAGAACUGGGGGACACUGUGGCCAUGAAACCCAUAGACAGGAUGAGGUCUCUGAGUCUGAAACUAGUGUCACUGGGAAAGAUUUAUGCUGGAACACCAAGAUAUUUUCCUUUGGAGUUCCUGGUGAAGUUUCUGGAGCAGGAGGUGUGUCGGCUCAACUGGGACGUGGGCUUCGUCACCUCCACCAUGCAGGAGAUCGGAGUCCAGCUGCCACGUCUUCUGGAGGUCUACGACCAGCUCUUCAAAACUAGGGAUCCCUGUUGGCAGCGGCUGAAGAAACCCCUGCACCUGGUGGAGUGUAUUCAUGUGCUUCUGUCAGGAUACGUGGAUGACCCCAGCAGAGUCCCCACCUAUGACAGACGUCGUUUCACUAACGUGUGUCUGGACGACAUCUGCGGUUACCUGGUGGAGCUUCAGUCUCUGAGCCCCAACGCGGCGCUUCAGCAGACCAUCGGGAACUUCAAGGCCCUGCAGGCCAAGCUGGAGAAGCUGCACUGAAACCACGCGGACCACGCUGGAAUCUGACCCACGGACUUUUAUUUGCAUUGUGUGCAAAACACUGAAAGUGACCUGAUGUUGAAGUUACUUGUGUUUCUAUAAAGAAAAAAACAGCUGAAGUCUGCGAUGUACAGGAUAGUUUUCACUGAUCUAAAAUACACCUGCUCUUCAUGUUUGAAGUGAAUCCACAGGUGAGAACCAGCCGCUAAAGCCUUCACAUCCAGAGGAACACGGUGGAUUGGUUGGACUUGUUCUUCUGUAAUGGAUCUUGUCAUCUUGUACAAAAACUUUCCCGCUGUGUUGUCUCUUCUGCCAGAGUUCAUCACACUCUUCAACCUAAUUUCCAUGUGUAAUUUUAUUUUAACUGAUUUGUUUUGUGAUUUUAUAUUUUAACACGGUGCUGCACUGGGGAAGAAGGCAAAACAACUCUGGCCUGCAUUCAUGAAACAUUUUUAUAAUGAAAUAAAAUGUUUUUGUGUACUAGACCUGUUGAACCCACUACGUUACGUACCUGUUUGAUCAUCGGCACAAAGCGUUCAGUGACUGUUUUAAAACGCUGAUGAUGCAGAGGUCGAAUGAAUGGACUGUUAGUGUAAUUGGCUCUAAUUGCGGUGCCUCCCAGAGCUCCAUCAGCACGGCAGUAAUUGAAGGGAUUUUAACUUUAAUUACAUGUCAACGCUCGUAAACAAUUCUGUUUAAUUUUUAACCGUUUGAAAAUAAUAAAUUUCACUGACUGUUUGGA
Sphaeramia orbicularis (orbiculate cardinalfish) is the source of this 4846-nucleotide messenger RNA. It is a transcript of the gene nup155, whose product is annotated as nucleoporin 155. Gene Ontology annotation, cellular component: nuclear pore inner ring; nuclear pore. The record is from RefSeq and is a predicted model, not a curated record. The coding region runs from base 1 to 4104 and encodes 1367 amino acids. Lineage: Eukaryota; Metazoa; Chordata; Actinopteri; Kurtiformes; Apogonidae. Gene Ontology annotation, molecular function: structural constituent of nuclear pore. Gene Ontology annotation, biological process: RNA export from nucleus; transcription-dependent tethering of RNA polymerase II gene DNA at nuclear periphery; protein localization to nuclear inner membrane. The transcript has 33 exons.